Molecule: messenger RNA, 3418 nt
Organism: Toxorhynchites rutilus septentrionalis
Lineage: Eukaryota; Metazoa; Arthropoda; Insecta; Diptera; Culicidae
Gene: Pdcd4
Product: programmed cell death protein 4
Exons: 4
Coding region: 764-2185 (473 amino acids)
Biological process (GO): negative regulation of DNA-templated transcription
Cellular component (GO): cytosol; nucleus
Source: RefSeq, a predicted model, not a curated record
CGGUCGGCGGCAGGCGCUGACUUCUUCGUUGGCAGUCGAGCUCAUUGGAUGUGUUUUCAAGUUUCGGAGCAAAAGCUGUGCUUUUUUUUGAGUGGCAUUCCGGUUUCUUCUUUCUGUGUCUCUCACUCACUAUUGGGGUGUGUUGUGUUCCUUUUUCUUGCAUGAGAGAUUGCUGUGUUUGGGGCUAUCGCGCUACAUUUAGCAGCAACAGCAGCAGCAGUGAAAGGAGCACUUGGUGGAGCAGGAAGUGAAGAGAGUGGGUCGGUGGUGUAGGCAGGCAGGAAGAACCUCGGUGUCGCACGAUAUUACGCAGUAUUUGUUCGCGAUCUUUCCAAGCUAAAAGGUGAACAUUUAGAUAGUGUGUCCUGCAAGGUUUUUACUCCGGUGAAGAUAAGGUGCAUUUGAUGGUGUAUUUUUAACUUUGAAGGUGAUAUUGGACACAUAGUUGGCGUUGCAACAGAUAGAACUUGCUGGAACAACCUGCAGCUGGUCUGCGCCGUUCAAGGCCGGAGGACAUUUUGUUUUUCAGUGAAAAAAGUGAGAUAAAAAGACUGACAUUGUUUUAAGAUUUGACCAUAGUGAAUAAAAAGCUUGAUAUUGCGUGGGUUUUCGCUGAGUGAAGAAAGGACAAAUAUUAUUCAAUCAAGUUAGAGCCGGCAUCUUCUGAAAAUAGCCCCACAGACAGCGGCGUGUCUGUUUGUGUGCGUGUCCCUUCGUUCCAUCCGGUGUGUGCGUGAGCUCAAGUGCUGCAACAGCAGCAGCGAUGGAGUUCGAGAAGCAAUUGAACGGGGAUUGCAAGGGCCAUAAUGGUGUCCCGCUGACCAAUGGACACCAUAAGAGUCCGGUUGGGAGCCCGAAGGCACUCGCGAAUGGGUCCGCUUUUGAUGGGCUUAUGAAAAAACCGACUGCCAUACUGGAUGACACAAAACAGAAGAGAAGAACCCGCAAAUUGUCCCGUUCGAACAGCAAAGAUGGAGUGCUUGGUGUCGCCGGUACACCCAACUUUGUUGCCCCACACCGGAGGUGGAAAAACAGCCGCCGACCACGCAACGGUGUGGGCCGUGGUUUGCCCAAGAAGAACGGAGGCGGUGGCAAGGGUGUCUGGGGCAAGCUGGGCUCGGAAAUCUACGAGGAGCUGGACGAGGAGGAUCAGAACGAUCCGAACUUCGAUCUGGACUCGUACAACAGCCAGCGCAAUAUCGAGCUGAAGGAAGUCAUUCCCGAGUUGACUGAUGAGGAAUUCACCCGGAAGGUUGAACCAAUCAUCUUGGAGUAUUUUGAGCAUGGGGACACCACCGAGGUGGCCGCUAGUCUGGACGAGAUCAUGAGAGCCGCGAAGCGGCCACUGGUGACCAAGAUCGCCGUGGAGAUUGCUUUCGAGCAUAAGCAAUCCCAGCGGGAGAUGACAUCCGUACUGAUCUCGGAUCUGUACGGGAAGGUGAUUGGCCGUUCGGACAUUACGAAGGGAUUGGAUUUGGUUCUGGAGAACCUGCCGGAUCUGAUGCUGGAUACGCCGGAGGCACCCCAGCUGCUGGCGAAUUUUAUCGCCCGUGCUGUCGCCGACGACUGUAUUGCACCGGUGUACACAAUACUGGAGAAGAGGGCGGACAAAAGCGAGCUUAGUCAGCCCGCUCUCGAUGUCAUCAGCCGGGCUCAUGCACUACUGAAUGUGCAGCCCGGCUGGAGCUUCCUGGAUGACGUAUGGGGCGUCGGAGGUGGCCUUCGGCCGGUGACCAAUCUCACCCAUACUAUGGAGGUGAUGCUGAAGGAGUACCUCGUAUCGAGGGAUCUCGAGGAUUUGCAGCGCUCGAUCAAGGAGCUGGAGGUGCCGCAUUUCCACCAUGAACUGAUUUAUGAGGCCAUCGUGAUGAUGCUGGAAGCUUUUAGCGAUUCCUGCGAGGAGGCCAUGUGUACGCUGUUCAAAUCGCUGGACGAUGCUUGCAUCGUCAGUCCGGAACAGAUGGAGCAAGGCUUCCGGAGGGUGUAUGACGAUCUUUCCGACAUCGUGUUGGAUAUUCCGCUUGCCUAUUCCAUUAUCGAUAGGUUCGUGCAGCGCUGCCAGCGCGCCAAUUUCCUGAGCCCGGCGGUCAUUAGAGAUGUGCCUUCAAGAGGCCGCAAGCGUUUCGUGUCGGAGGGCGACGGUGGCCGUAUCAAACCGGUCACUUUGAUGGCAAACGAAAUCUAAAUCUGCUCUCGCGCAUAUAAAUCCAUUCGUCGGCGCGCGUCCGCUAAGCAAAACACAACAGCAGCAGCAAACCCACAAACGCAGCAUGCCUAGACAGAAAACGAACCAGCAAACACCACAACACAGCAUACUUUGUUUUUGGCACACACCUUGACUACUAUUUUUUUCGUCCUUUUAAUAUUUUCCAUCCAUACAAUACAACACACAUUCACACAUACAACGCGCUAUCAACAACGGGCGAUUGCAAAUAUAUAUUUUUUGUAAAUAUCGUUUGCAAAUCAAUAACACGAAGGCGGUGGAGUGCUGAACUGAUCCAGCAGCAGCAGCAGCAGCAGUAGAGCCAAAUAAACACAUCUUAUCACUUGAAAGGGGGAAAAAUGAGGAUACGAAUAUACAGAAGCAGCAGGCAGCAUAAGACAUAAUAAUUCCACACACCAGCUAUCAAUAGAUAACACACUGCAAAAUCUUCAUCCGAGCAUGGAUCACCGCAAGCGUGCCGCGCUUGUCAGCAAGCUUCAAUAUCUCAGCAACUAACCAAUUGUGAUAAUGGGAUUUGAUCAAGUUACUAAACUAGCAGAGCGCAAAGGCGGUGAAUUUCUGUCUCGGAUUAGCCAUCAGAAAUGUGCAAAACAAACAGCGCAGGGUAGGUAAGCAAAAAAAAAGCGCUACACUUUUCAUAUAAUGUCGCAUUGUAUUCCAUAUGUUGAGAGCUGCUCGUAUCCGUAUUCUAAACCGUUAAAGUGAAAAUAAAGGAUGUAACAAAACCAGAAAAAUUAUCAAUACUUGAAAAUUACACAGUAGCAAAAUAAGUAUUAUGGACAGGAAACAAACAAAACAAAAUAAUUACAUUGCUUUAAAUGAAGCGAAUUCGGAGCGAAAUUUUGUACGCUGCAAAAGGCUGAGCGAAUGAAUGACACGGUGGAGAAUAGCAUUUAGGUAUACGUUCUUCUUCUUGCGUUUACAAAAUUAUGAUCAACUGUUUGAUUCCUAGGUCCCCCUAUGCGCAGAGAGCUAACUGUAUAUUUUAAAAUUUGGAACGUUUUAUCUUUGCCAUUCGAGCUCUAAGCUCAUCAGUUACUAACCCUACCCUUUUUGGAUAAAAAAAAAUCCUUCCUUGCGCACACGAAUCAGUUAAAAUUCUCUGUACUAUCCUUCAAUGUUUCGCAAAGAUGUAAACCACCCCACAGUGGGAUAAUAGGCGAUGAAAAGCUACCUGAACUAUUAAUAUUACAC